This is a messenger RNA of Choloepus didactylus (southern two-toed sloth), 921 nucleotides long. RefSeq names its product heterogeneous nuclear ribonucleoprotein D-like. Gene Ontology annotation, biological process: regulation of gene expression. Gene Ontology annotation, cellular component: nucleoplasm. The transcript has a single exon. Gene Ontology annotation, molecular function: poly(A) binding; poly(G) binding. The record is from RefSeq and is a predicted model, not a curated record. Bases 16 to 921 code for a protein of 301 amino acids. NCBI's taxonomy places the organism in Eukaryota, Metazoa, Chordata, Mammalia, Pilosa, Megalonychidae.
GACAAUUCCGCCACCAUGGAGGACAUGAACAAGUACAGCAACAUAGAGGAAUUCACAGAGGGAUCCAAGAUUAACACUAGCAAGAAUCAGCAGGAUGACGGUAAAAUGCUUACUGGAGGCUUGAGCUGGGAUACAAGCAAGAAAGAUCUGACUGAAUAUUUGUCUCAAUUUGGAGAGGUUGUAGACUGCACAAUUAAAACAGAUUCAGUCACUGGAAGAUCAAGAAGAUUUGGAUUUGUGCUUUUCAAAGAUGCUGCUAGUGUUGAUAAGGUUUUGGAACUGAAAGAACACAAACUGAAUGGCAAAUUGAUAGACCCCAAAAGGGCGAAGGCUUUAAAAGGGAAAGAACCCCCUAAAAAAGAUUUUGUGGGUGGACUGAGCCCAGAUACUUCUGAAGAGCAAAUAAAAGAAUAUUUUGCAGCAUUUGGAGAGAUCAAAAAUAUUGAACUUCCCAUGGAUACAAAAACAAAUGAAAGAAGAGGAUUUUGUUUUAUCACAUACACAGAUGAAGAGCCAGUAAAGAAAUUAUUAGAAAGCAGAUACCAUCAAAUUGGUUCUGGAAAGUGUGAAAUCAAAGUUGCACAACCCAAAGAGGUAUAUAGGCAGCAACAGCAACAACAGGAAGGAGGAAGAGGAGCUGCAGCUGCUGGACAAGGUGGUACAAGGGGUCGAGGACGAGGUCAGGGCCAAAACUGGAACCAAGGAUUUAAUAACUAUUAUGAUCAAGGAUACGGAAAUUACAAUAGUGCCUAUGGUGGUGAUCAGAACUAUAGUGGCUAUGGCGGAUAUGAUUAUACUGGGUAUAAGUAUGGGAACUAUGGAUAUGGACAGGGAUAUACAGACUACAGUGGCCAACAGAGCACAUAUGGCAAGGCAUCUCGACGGGGUGGCAAUCACCAAAACAAUUACCAGCCAUACUAG